Messenger RNA from Diabrotica virgifera virgifera (western corn rootworm), 12894 nucleotides. It is a transcript of the gene Imp, whose product is annotated as insulin-like growth factor 2 mRNA-binding protein 2. The transcript has 8 exons. Gene Ontology annotation, biological process: nervous system development; regulation of gene expression. Gene Ontology annotation, cellular component: cytosol; nucleus; cytoplasm. Lineage: Eukaryota; Metazoa; Arthropoda; Insecta; Coleoptera; Chrysomelidae. Gene Ontology annotation, molecular function: mRNA 3'-UTR binding. The record is from RefSeq and is a predicted model, not a curated record. The coding region runs from base 365 to 1960 and encodes 531 amino acids.
AUCUAGAGUGAUAUGUUGUGUUACGUCAUUAUAAAGAAAAACACAUUUUGGUUUCGCUUUCAAAAGUGACCCUUUUCGGCGAUUUUCGAACACCUUUUCGGCAAACGUUUCAUUUCUUUGUCUUUGAACGCAUUCUUUUCGAUUUUGAUUUUAGCAUUUUAUUAUUUUUAAAUAUAUUUAGUUGCUCACGAAAUUAAAAUCGUUUUUUUAGUAAUUAUAAUAUUAGCUACUUUUUGCUUUACUUUUUUUUGGUUUUUGGUAAAUGCGGGGUAAAAGAUCGUAUUCCUAAGACUGACUAAUUUUAAGUGUUGUGCUAUUGUUGUGGUUUUCCUGAAGGAAUAUAUUGUAGUACUACUCGGUCGAGAUGGAGAAGUUUCAAGAAGCUGAUGACGAUCACGAUCAAGUCUUCGAAGCUGAAGAACCGGAACCAAGCCAAACGUCAAAAAUCAUAAUAUCAAAUUUGGGUCUACAUGUAAGGUUCGAGGACAUCGAACACCUCCUCAACGAACAUGGACGUGUUGUAUCGUGUGACAAGUUGACAUCGAAAGAUCAGAAUACACAGACCGUCGCCGUCACGUACGACACCCCUGAGCAGGCUCAGAUAGCUGUAAAUCAGUUAAAUGGUGUUGAAGUAGAAGGUAAAGCAUUCAAAGUAGAAUUGGCUGUGGAAAAACGGGGGAAACGUAAUCCUAGAGGACCAGGUGCUGCUUUUGGAGGUCUACCCGGACAAAACAGACAAACUGACUUCCCCUUAAGGAUAUUGGUACAAAGUGAUAUGGUAGGAGCUAUUAUUGGUAGACAAGGUUCAACAAUAAGACAGAUAACACAACAGACUAGGGCAAGAGUUGAUGUUCAUAGAAAAGACAAUGUAGGUUCCUUAGAAAAAGCUAUUACUAUUUACGGUAAUCCAGAGAAUUGUACGAAUGCAUGUAAAAGAAUCCUAGAAGUUAUGCAACAGGAGGCUAACAACACGAAUAAAGGGGAAAUUUCUUUAAAGAUCUUAGCUCAUAAUAAUCUGAUCGGAAGGAUAAUAGGAAAAGGAGGUAAUACCAUCAAGAGGAUAAUGCAGGAGACCGAUACCAAGAUUACCGUAUCUAGUAUAAAUGAUAUCAAUUCUUUCAACCUAGAACGUAUAAUUACUGUCAAAGGAUCCAUCGAAAAUAUGAGUCGCGCUGAAUCCCAGAUUAGUUCUAAAUUAAGACAAAGCUACGAAAACGAUCUGCAGGCCAUGGCACCCCAGACCAUGAUGUUCCCGGGGUUGCAUCCGAUGGCGAUGAUGGCCACAGCAGGUAAAAACAACCUAGGAAUUGGUUAUGGUUCAAGAGGACUUUAUUCAGGUCAAGCUCCUUACCCCGGUAUGUACCCCGCAGGGUCCCAAUCUGGUGGCGAUACCCAAGAAACAACCUACUUGUAUAUCCCUAACAACGCUGUAGGCGCUAUCAUUGGUACUAAGGGAUCACACAUUAGAAAUAUCAUUCGGUUUUCCGGAGCGUCCGUCAAAAUAGCACCUAUUGAUGAAACCAAACCACAAGAAACACAGAACGAGAGGAGGGUGACCAUUGUCGGAUCACCAGAAGCACAGUGGAAAGCUCAAUAUUUGAUUUUUGAAAAGAUGAGGGAAGAAGGUUUCGUCGCUGGAUCCGACGAUGUACGAUUAACUGUUGAAAUUAUGGUACCAAGUUCUCAAGUUGGGCGAAUUAUUGGUAAAGGUGGUCAGAAUGUAAGGGAACUGCAACGUGUUACCGGCAGCGUUAUCAAGCUACCCGAACAAGGGGCGUCGCCACAAGAAGACGAAACAACAGUUCAUAUCAUAGGUCCAUUCUUCAGUGUCCAGUCUGCACAAAGACGUAUCCGAGCGAUGGUCCUCCAAUCAGUAGCUCCUCCACAGGGCAGACAGCGCCAAUCAAAGCAGAAAGAUACCAGUCAAUCGGAAGCUACCUCAUCCGAGCCACAACAGUAGUACUAACUAGAGCAACAUUCAUACACACUGCCUGUGCGCAUGGGUUUGUUUCUGCAUACCCUAUUUUUUAUAAGAAACCUCUCUCGAUGCCUUCCACUUGUACCAUGUUGAAGAUUAUUUAAAAGCAGCGUUCGAGCGUCGACCUGGCUGCUCCACUUGGUUACGACAAAGAAACCGAGGCGUCGGUGAAGCCCCCUAGUUGCGCAAAGCGUUGAGUUUUUCGCGAUAACUUCUUUUUCAUGUCAAUUAUUUUUUGUUUUCUCAAGUUUUUAUUUUUCUUGAAUAGUUAGUUUGAAUAGUUUAUAAUUCAGUUGACCAUAUUAUAUAUAUCUAUAGGUAUUGAUAGUGGAAAGUUUUGAGAACUCUCCAGGAAUAAGGUAUGCGUCGAACUACGUGCCUAUUGAACUUUAAUCUACCUCAAAUAAUCAAAAUAUAUUAGAUUUUAUAGCCACUGAAAUUUCCGUUAUUUACACACAAUUACCGAACACACAGUAUAUAUAUCGUAUACAUUUUUGAACCGAAAAUGAACAUCAACAUUCCUAAAAUACUUCCAUCUUUUGAUUUUUCAAUCCAGUCACAUAAAUUGACACUAGUAUCAUGUUUAUUAACCUUAAAAUAAUCGCUUUUUUUGUUUUGGUUACACUGUAAGUCGUAAGAAUCCGUUUUUAAGAAUGUUUAUGUCCGUUCCGGUUCCCCUUAAUAUUAAUUGUGGAUUUUUACCAAAGAAAAAUCGCAAGGAAUGCGACCUAAGACAGAUGAGUCGCAUUCUAAAACCUCACAUCCCGAUGUUCGACGAUCAGCCAGUCACAAUUGAAACAAAAAUCUGAAAGAAUCUGCACUACAUAAAAAAUAAACAAAAAAAUAUACGAAAAGGCGUACAGUUCCUUCGGAGUUAAAAUGUGGCUGUUACUAUUAUUAUUUUACUGUAUUUUGAGUGUGAAUGUGGAAACCGAAGAGCUUUAAAUAAUUUUUGUAAGUUAGAAGUAUUUUUGCGACUAAGGCUAAGGAUUUCGGAUAUUCGUAUAUAUUUACAGAUAUUUCACUCUUUCAUUUCAAAACUUUUUUCUAGAGGAAUAAUUUAUUUGAUUAUAUUUUGGGAUUCGUAAUUAUCUUUGCGUUUCAAACUAGUGUUUUUCUUUAUUAUGUUCGGAAAACGUAAUGCAAUUAACAAAAUACCUCUAGGUCUAUGAUUUCGAUCUUCUUGGCCUGUAGCAACAUAAGGUGACAUCUAGCGGAAAGAUAUACAAAAUGAAAAUGAACAAUGUACCGUGUGUGAAUGUGUUGGUAAGCAAAGACAUUUUUUUAACUAUUAUAUUAUAAUUGUUAGGCGAUUUGUUGAAAUAAUGUUGUUUUUGCGCGAAAUGAUCAGCCGAUAGCUCGGUCCCUUGUAUAAUAUAUUAUUUGUUGGUGUUAUGGGACCGUCUUCGGUUGUUGAUCUUCGCGUUGAGAAACAAAGACGUGGUUGUUGUGGAAGAAAAAAAUGUAUUAUACCAAAACGUGUAGGACGAGUGUUGCGAGAAAGAGAGAAAGAUAGAAGAGAGUGAGAUGUAUCGAUUCUCGGAAUGCCUUGUGUCAAGGCGAGUAGUAUCACUUGUCCCUUAUAGUACAAACUCGGGAAGUAUAGAAUGGUGUUAUAGGAUAUAACGCCUUUUGCCUGCAAAUAUUCGAUUUGGUUACUUCUGUUGCUAUAAUAAUAUAUACAUUAUCCUUAUGAAAUCGUUAGUUAUUCACUAUUCUAGAAUACAAAUAUGACUAUAGAAAGUUAUUUUAACAUAAAUAACUAUUCCCGGAUGUUUUGGCAGUAUCUUAAAAGACUUAAUUCGUUUCUGCAAAGUUCGUAAGAAUUCUCCUCCCAUUUAAAACAAAAACCUUUUGUAGCCUAUUCGCUACUUGGAUAUCAAGUUUUGUAAAUACUUGGCAUUCUUUAUUUACUUCAACAAACGUUUUGACUCAUUGAAUGUGCGUGGAUGUGUUUUUUUAUAAUCCCGUAAUAGAUCCCUUUGAGAUUUAAAACAAUGACAUUCAUUUUCCGAAAGACAAUCAAACAAUCAAACAUCAAUCCUAAAAUCAUCACAAUAUUGGUUCUAGAAGGUUUUCCAUUCCUGUCUAUAUCGAAGAAAUAUCUAUAUUAAUAUUUAAGAAAAUCGUAUACAUCAAUCAAUACGUUUCAAGGAAGUUGUCUGUGCAUUAUCAUCUGUAAUAUAUUUUUUAAUGUGGGCAUUAGUUGAAAUUGUGGGUUUAGCAACAUAGACAAAAGGAAGUAACCAAUCGAGUAUUGGGGAAAUGUAAAAAAACUAUUUUUGAUAAAUAUUGUUUGUUGGGGAGGAUAUUUUUUUUUGUUAGAUUUUUAAAAAAUUUAAAAUGUAGCGGGGUCGCUAUUUUAAAUUGAAAUUAAAAAAAUUGUGAAAAAAUGGAUAUAAAUUAUUUUAUUGAGAAUAUAAAUAUAUUUAUUACUUUUGUGUAUAAAAAAAAUGAAGAGAAAAAAAAAUUAAAAUCGUUUGUACAGAUUUUAUUAAAAAAGUGUGCCAAAGUGCAAGAGAUGUUACCAAGAGAGCUUGCUUUAUUUAUGAUGAAAAAAAAAUGUUAAGAUUUAAAAAGGGUACAUAUAUUUAUUUUCGGUUAAGAGGAAGAAUAGUGAACAAGUGAACAAACGCUCCCCAAAUAGUAACUUGCAUACGGGAAAGAUAUCACACACUUAGAAGCCGUCACAUAUUAAGUAUUAGGAAUAAAAAACAUCAACGUAUCGUACAAACUGAAAACGACUUCAAGUACAAAGUGAACAAAAAAACACAACUUAUCGGCUACAAAUAUUUUUUUACUUAGCCAAACAUUAGUAACUUAAAAUGCUGUAUUUAUAAUAUAUUUUCACAACAUAUUCCCAGCUAAAAUAAACGCUCCUACAGUUGAUCUUGUAGUAAAGACACUAUACACGUAAUUCCUUACAACUAAAUGAUCUACAAAAAAAUAAUAGUCACUUAAACAAUGUUUUAAAGUAGUAUUAUUGUUUGUUUAAGCUUGGGAAUAUGUUGUCUCAAUAGUGUAUAGAUUUUAGGAUUUUGAAAUUAGCUAUUUCCAAUUCCAUUGCGUUUAAAUGAAAGGAAAUAGUUAAUUUUCUGAUACCAUAUGUCAAAAGUUGUCCUCGACUGAAAUAAAUCUAAAAACAUUUACAAAAGUUUGAUAAAUGGUUUUUAAAUUGUUAAUUUCUCAAUUUAGGAUCUUCUUUUGUCACAUCCUAUAUGUAUAUCUAUUUAAAAUGUAUAUUAAUUUAAAAAUGUUUGUACUGGUUGAGAAUAUCCGUAGCCACCCCUGUAGAAAGAAACACAUUCAUCCAAUCCAUUUUUCACAUACAUUUUUAACAUCUAUCUGUCUAUUUGAAAGAAAAAAAUCUAACGGUAGUCAAAACUGCGUGCUUCAAGUAAUCCAAAAAUCCAAAAAGAAAAAAAAAUACACAUUAACUUGGUCCUUCUGUAUCAUCGAAAAAUUUCCCUUCGUCUUAGAUAUUACUACCACUUCAUUUUGGCUUUUGAUAUGAUUUUUUAUUACUCGAAGCAGAAAUUUUUUUCAAUUUCCCACUUUUCCUCCAAAAGUGACAGUAAGAAAUGUAAAAUUCGAACUGGGCUCUCUCACACGACAUUGUUCAAGGUAGAUUUAGAAUGUAGUGAGUCUAUAAAGUUUUGGAGUGUAGAUAUCUCCCUUCAAUACAGGAAUUGCCACCCGAGUACGUGUUCCCUUUCUGAAACCUUACUGGGAACAACUUCGAACUAGUUUUUCGUGGUCAAUCCAUUAAUAUUCUUAACAUUUUACUGAACGUGUUGAUAAGAUCAUAUCAUUGUAAUUCCUACUACAUUUAUCUUCUUCUAAAGGUGCGUAUCUUCUAGAGAUGUUGGCGACCACAUUGACCCAUCUUAUUCUAUUCACAGCAGCUCGAAAUAGAUCAGUUGACGUUAGACCAGUCCACUUUCUAAGAUUGCCCAGGAUAUACGUCUACGUUGGGGGCCCCUCUUGCCCUCAAUCUUACCUUAUGAAUAAACGGUAGAAGUAAUUUAUUAUUAUGCAUAAUGUGGCCGAAGUAAGCCAAUUUUCUGUUAAUCACCGUUUUAUUAAUUUCUUUGUCUUUUCUUGGCCUCUGGAGAAUAGUUAUGUUAGUUGGGUGUUGUAUAUUAUGAGACCCUCAACCUGUAUUUCAAAUGUCUGUAAUAUUUUUAUGGCAUCUUCUGUAAGACUCCAGCUUUCAACUCCGUAGAGGACACUAAAGACGUAACAUAUACAGGGUGUCCCCGAAAAUAGUGCGCUCCUUUAAGGUAUGGAUAUAAUACUUAAUGUAGAACAAAAAGUCCUAUAACAUUUUUUUCUAAAGAGAACUUUUAUUUUCAUAAAAUUGACUAAUUUGGCAUCACUGUACAAGAACUGUUUGUGAUUUAGUUGAUUGACACCACAAAUGUAGGUCAGACAGGUACACCUGCAAAAUAAUUGUAUCACCCCAUGUUUGAAAAUCCAACAAAACAAGAAUUUGUUUGCUUGUUUAGGAUGAAGACAGGGUUUAAUGUAAAUACUUAUGGCUAAAAUGCUGGAACUAUUUUGCAUACCAAAACGUAUUUUGGUUUUUUAGCCAAACGGUUGCAUUUAGAAAAACAUGUAUAAGAUUUUUUUGCUCUACAUGGUGCCUUCUACCUAUACCUUUAAGAAACGCACUAUUUUCGGGGACACCCUGUAUAUUUAUAAUAACUAUUUUAAACAAUCUUUCUUCCAACUUUUCAUGCAACCAUGUUUUUAAAUAUUUGUAGCUAAGACAGGAUUCAAAUUGUUACACCAUUCACGUUGUUUUUUCUUUUCCUUUGUAUCUAAGCGCCAAACAGUUCGUACUAGAUAUACACGCUUUCAGUUUCUUAUUUUUCCAUUUUUUUAGCUUCCAUGCUUUCUAGAACUGGUCAACAAUAUGUAUUCAUCCUUCAACAGUAUUCAUUAAUUGUGCGCAUCACAUAGAAAUACUUCAAAAUCUUUUGAUAUUCCGAUGCCAGGUAUGUUAUACAUAUUGAAGCAUAUAAAUACUGGCAAUGUCCAGAUGCAGUUUCAAACGUUCACUAACUAAGCGUGUCAUAAUUUAUAUGUUGCACGUUUCUAAACAAAUCUACCUGGAAUCUUGUCGAUGUAAGUGCCCAGUUGUUGUUUCAUCCCCAAAAAACAAGAGAAAAUUCGAGAUAACAGUUUAUCCGGUAUUUAAACGGCACCCGACUUUUUUGAAAAUAUAUACCAUAGUCGGUAUUUGAUUUUGAAAAAGAUGCGUGCCAGCAUUCAAUAAUUUUCUCAUUCUGCCACCACAGAAAUUGUCAUUAUCUUUUCAAAGCAAAGUAUUACCCAAUUUACAAUUUAUGAGUUUCGAUAAAAAUGUGUAGGUACCUGACAGUGGACAAGUUCAUAUAUAUGUAUAUCGGUUUUUGGCAGAACUAAAUGUCUUAACCUGCCAAAGUAUAUAAUAUAUAGUUUUUAGAUGUUUUGAUGUUUUUAUAACAACUUGUCCUGUGUGAUUGUCUGGUUCCACACAUUUUUAUCGACUCGUACAGUAACACAUCAAAAGUCAACCUAAACAAGUUGAUUCAUAUGCAAAAAAAAAACAAGGAAAAGAAAUCAGUUAGUCACUGUAAUCAAUAUAACCACUGACUGACAAUCCAUUACAUAUACAUAUUCAAAAGUUACGGUAUUUCUUAGUGCCUAACUAAAACUCCUAUCGGAAAGAUUGAAUUUGAUCUGGAACAGUUGUUUAUGGGACAAAAGAUUGACCUCCCUUUACUGUGUCAGUAGUGAAUGAGUUGAUACUGAUUUUGAAGAAGUUUAUAUAUACAAUGGAUAAUAUAUAUACACCCCCCUCCCCUCCUGAGGCAACCUUUUGUUUGUUUGUUUAAAUUUAAAUAUUCGUAAUUAAAGAUUUGAAAAUAAGUAGACAUCGGUCAAAUUCAAUCAUCGAAUAGGAAUCGAAAGUUAUUCUAUAGUUAUAGUUUUUCUUGGAGUUAUGCAUUUUUUCAUAUUAUUACUAUUAUGUUUUUUUUGUAGAUUUCUGAUGUCCGUGAAAGCUACUACUUACAGUAUGUUUCAUCAUAGACCCGAAUAUAUGAUACUUUUGUGUGUUUAGUCCUAUCAUGAACCAUACUGUAUAUAUUUACAUUGCUGUGAGAAGGUAAUUUCCUGCAUUUCCUAUUUUUUUUUGCAAGUGUUAUCUGUAAAAAUGAUAUUGAUUUGGAAUCGACACUGUUGUUCAAAAUUACAUAGAAUCUGAUGUCUUUUACCUAACGAAAUGCAGGAAUAGCCUCUCGAUAUAAAAAUCAAAGUCAUUCUAUAGUAUAUAGUACAUAUUAUAUAAUCAUCUGGUAUUUUUUAUUUAAAUAGGGAGGUGUAACUCUGUCGGAACGAUUUUGAACGAAUCUAGACCUCAAAUAUAGUAAAAUAUGUUGUCAAAUCAACUUUUAUUUUACUACCGUCUCGAUCACACUGUAAAUUUAGCCCUUAACUAUUGACGUGGAUGUUUCAGAACGUAGACACUGACAUGCGGUAUGUCAUACCGUUGCCUAUUCUUGUUUGUUUUUUACAUUAACUACGGAAUGAUUCUUCACACUGCUGUAGAAUAAAAUACUGUUUCAAAUAAAAUAAACUUCAUUUUUUCAAGAAAAUUAUGAACGCAUUCAUGAUAUUAAAAAAUGGUGGAGAUUCUUGGAAAAUCCUGUAGAACUGAAUAACAAAAAAAAGUAGCAUUGGUAACCAAAAAAUAGUAAACUAAUGUUGAAAGCACUGAAAAGUAGAAUAACUGGAUGAACUUGCUGCCAUACUAAUAGCAGAACAAUACUGAAUGGACUGCUUUUAACUAUAGAAACGUAAACACUGACAUGCGGUACGUGAUACCGCAAGAAAACUUUACGUCAACGUAGUUUAACCAUAUUAAAACUGCAGAAGUUGGGAGCAGGUACAAUUACACUCCACUUGAAAGUACACAUCGCUCAUCCGGAAGAACAGUGUCUCAACUCAAAAAAGCACGUUUUUCGGGGAAGACAAAAAUAGAUUUUUUAGAUCUUAAUUUAACUAUAAAUUUUAGACGGUAACUGCUAAAAUCUAUAAAUUAAAAACGAAGAAUGUGGAUAAGUGAAUGUUUCUAAUUGUGUAAGAGGCAAAUCCAAAAAAACUAUGAUAUCUGAUUUAACAAAGAAAAAAGAUCAGAAUUUUGAGUUAUGUCACUUUUCUUUUGAAAUAUUGACCACUUUUGUUAAAAAUAACGAAAAAUACUUUACGACACUUCUCGAAAUACAACAGUUUUUGUGUUAAAUAACGAUAAAUUCACGUCGAAUGUCAGAGCAUAACUGAAAAGUGUCAUUGUUCCGGAAUAAAAGUAUUCAUUUUACCAAACCAAAGAAUAAUGACACUACUGCCAUCUUUAGAAGUUGGAAGUAAAUAUCUAUGUGACAUUUUUCCUGAUAAAAGUAUAGGAUAUUUGGAGUCAAUUUAACAAGAUAACUGGAUUUAUGCAUUUUUUGAGUUAUGUCACUUUUCUUCCGGAUGAGCGACAUAUCGCUCAUCCGGAAGAAAAAUGUCCCAACUCAAAAAACCACGUUUUUCAGGGGAGCUAAAAACAGAUUUUUUAGAUCUUAAUUUGAUUAUAAGUUUGAAACGGUAACUGCUAAAAUUUAUAAAUUAAAAACGAAGAAUGUGGAUAAGUGAAUGUUUCUAAUUGUGUAAGAGGCAAAACCAAAAAAACUAUGAUGUCUGAUUUAACAAAGAAAAAAGAUGAAAAUUUUGAGUUAUGUCACUUUUCUUUUAAAAUAUUGGCUCCUUUUUUUAAAUUAACAAAAAAUACAUAGGACACUUCUUGAAAUACAACGGUUUUUGUGUUAAAUAGCGAUAAGUUCACGUCGAAUGUCAGAGCAUAACUGGAAAGUGUCAUUGUCCGGAAUAAAAGUAUCCAUUUUACCAUCAAAACAAUAAUGACACUACCGCCAUCUUUCGAAGUUGGAAGUAAACAUAUAUAUGACAUUUUUCCUGAUAAAAGUGUAGGAUAUUAGGAGUCAAUUUAACAAGAUAACUCGAUUUAUGCAUUUUUUGAGUUAUGUCACUUUUCUUCCGGAUGAGCGAAUAUGGUUUUCUAAGAAUCUUGUAUAAAACAAGUUUUACAACAAAAUAUAUUUUUGGCGUGGUAUGGCAUAUUGUAUGCCAGUGGUUAAGGGUUAAACGAAAUUGAUAAAUAUGCAAAUUAUAUUUAGCGGUUUACAGCCACUUUUUUAACGAAUACCUCAAGAUAUCUGAUUGUAUUUGUAAAUUUCUCCUGUAGACGUUGUAAUUAUUGCCAUCAAAAUUGUGCCGAGCAGAGUUUACAUUCCUUGUACAGAUUGAUUUAUCUCAAAACUUCUAGAUUCCCAUCUGUUAAAUAAUGUAUAAAAGAUAAUCCCUUCGGCUAUUUGCUAGAAUGUCAAGAUGUUGUAAGGGAAUCUAGCGAGACCGAUUGAUUUAAGUCACUUUGUACAUUUUUUAUUGCAACACUAUAGUUUAUAGUACAUGUUACACUUUGCUAGACGGAGACUGAUGUGCAAACAACCAGCCCGCUGUAGAAUUAGUACCUUAGUUCUGGAUCUAUGAUCAUUUUCUUCUUUUUCGAUGUCUGUUUUGCACAAUAGGGCCACCCAUUUAUUUUUAUCGUCAUAUCAACACUUUAUCCAACCUAACGCUUUUUAAGAAACACGGCAACAUUAAUAUCGCGAUCAAUUCAAAAAAUUUGAAUUUUUUGUGAACAAUUCUGUUUUUUCUAAAAAUCAUUAACCUCAAACUUUCUUUGUUCAGAAUUAGUGAAUAUUAUGGCAUAGUUAGUUAUUCAUUAUUAUUUUGGCUUUUUAAAUUUGUUUCUAUACUCUUUUCCAAAAUCACAAUGUGAAUUAUUUAUAGUUUUUUGUUCAGUAUUUGGGACUUUUUGUCCCAGUAUUUGCGUAAGACAAAUAUUUCGUUAAAAUUUUGCCGAAUGUUUCUUGAAGCGUCCACGUAUUUCUAUUACUUGUCCGAUCUAAGGUAACCAUUAAAAAAUAAUAAAAAAAGAUGUAAACUACCUCAGUAAUUAUAUAUUUGUUGUUCAUGUUUUAACUUGGGUAUCAAUAUAAGUUUAUAUUUUACUUAAUGGUGAAUACUAUUUGUAUACAACACAGUUUAUAUAUAGUGCUAGAUAAAGUUUUGUGUCAGUGUGCCAUUUGCUUUUUAAAAUGAAACGGAUGAAUGGUCCAAAAUUUCCGCACCUUCUUCGUUUACGAAGUUGACGAAAUUUUGUUACUAUUAUCUUGGAAACUACCAUUUUCUGUACAGGACAUUUUAGAGCCUCGAUCUAGAUAUUUAGACGUGGCUAGCACACUGUAAGCUAUUCUUCUACUGUUGUUUCUGGUGCUAACUAUACUAUAUUCCCGAAGGUGCUUGGUAACAAUCUUUGUUACCUUUAACGUUGGGCCUGCAACAUUAGUAGUUAAGCCUUUGUUACUGCUGUUUUUAUUCACUGUGUCUAUGUACACGCCAACUUGUACGCAAAUCAAAAAGUUAGAUACACGCGAACGAAACUUCAUCAAACCAGUGACGUCAUAAUUUAGCGUGCGCUCUGACUCUAUUUUUGGUACACGCUAAUUUUUCGAUUUUUGCGAACUUUCAGGAAAAUUUUUCUCUUUAUCGUUUUCGUUACUUUUUGUAGCUAAAACUAAUUCCCCUUCGUUAGUUACUAAAUUUCAUAACAUCUAGAAAAGAAGAAAUAAUUUUAUUUUAACAAUAAUUUCAAAUAAUCAACAAACCAGUUACAUCAAUGCUUCUACCAUGUAAGCACAUUUUUGCCACUAGAAUAGUGGAAAAAAUAAAGUUAUUUGACCAAAGUUUAUGCCCAAAAGAAUUUUAUAUAAAACAUCAAAGGGUUGCUAAAGAAGUUACCACUACAAGCGAGAACAUUUCUUUGCAACGGUUUUCUGUGACACAGGCUGUUCUUUUAGUGUUAUAGUGUAGUGUAAGAGAAAAAAAGGCUCUUUUUGUGACAAACUCGUUGGCAAAUUUAGCUAGUCUAUCUUCCCGGUAGUUCGUUCAGUUACAAAAUAAAGAUACUGGAAGCAACAGAGACUGUUUGGAGAGAAGGUCAUGAAGUACUUUAAUGUAAUUCCUAGUGGCACUGACGAAAAUACAGAUCAAGGCAUUAAAAAUAAUGAAGAUCCAAAUGAUGUUUGUGAUAUUUUAUCUGUAAAUUGGCAUUGGCGAUUUAUUACAAUUGUUUGAGACAUCUCAAUAAUUCUGCUUCCGUUCCCUUAAUAACAAAUAUUUGUCUAUCAAACAAACCAUAAACACACCAAAAAAUCGGAAAAUUUGUUUUUUACCAAAAAUACAGUCACAGCGCAUGCUAAAUAAUGACGUCACUGGCUUGAUAACGUUUACUUCACGUGUAUCUAACUUUUUGAUUUGCGUACAAGUUAGCGUGUACCUGGACACAGUGGUUUUUAUUAUACAUCAAUAUUUUAAUAAUUGUAAGGUUGUUUGCGAAGAGAUACGAUUUCCCAAGCCAUCCGUUAGUUGGUUUAAUACAUCGAUGCCACAAAAAUAGUGAUGGAAUAUUAUGUAUCUCUUCUCCAAAUACUCCAGAAAUAUUUCGACAAUGAUUUACUCAGGAAGUGCAGCUCAGGUAAUGAUUUAAAUAAUUGGCAUUUGGUAAUUUUUUACAUUAUAAAUAUAAGGCUUCCGUGAACAAACAGAUUUUUUGUAUUGAAUGUCCUGUAGAUGAUGAUGAUAAUGGCGUAAAUUAAGGCGAACAGUUGUCAUGUGGUCGAUGUAAUGUCAAAUCGUUUUCUAAAUAACCAAAAAUUGUUUUUCGGUAUGGCAUACUUGAAUCUAAACUAAAUUAAAUGAAAUACAAUGUCCAAAUAUUUCAGUUAAAUAAAUAGUGUUCCCUUGAA